GAGACAAAACAACAUGCCAUUUUAUACUUGGUUCUCUCCUUCUGAAAGUAUUUAAGAGAAUCAAAAUCACUUGAGAGGUGAGUGAUCAUUGAAAGGUGCAAUGGAAAAAGUGGGAGAGAUAUGGAGAGAAGGGAGGAGAGUAGGAAAAGAAGACCCGAGAAGAAUAGUUCAUGCUUUCAAAGUGGGACUUGCUCUUGCUUUCGUCUCUUCCUUCUACUAUUAUCAACCUCUCUACGAUAACUUCGGUGUCAAUGCAAUGUGGGCUGUCAUGACCGUUGUUGUCGUCUUUGAAUUUUCUGUAGGAGCCACACUUGGGAAAGGAAUAAAUAGAGCAGUGGCAACAUUAGUAGCUGGAGGACUAGGAGUUGGAGCUCAUCACCUAGCAAGUUUGUCUGGUCCAACGAUAGAACCUAUUCUUCUCGCCAUCUUUGUCUUUGUGCAAGCUGCGUUAUCGACGUUCGUGAGGUUCUUCCCGCGGGUGAAGGCGAGAUAUGAUUAUGGGAUAUUGAUAUUCAUAUUGACGUUCUCACUGAUAUCAGUGUCGGGGUUUAGAGAGGACGAGAUAUUGGACUUGGCACAUAAGAGAUUAUCGACAGUGAUAAUGGGAGGAGUCAGUUGCGUCCUUAUCUCUAUCUUUAUCUGCCCUGUCUGGGCUGGACAAGACCUUCACUCUCUUCUUGCCUUCAAUUUUGACACACUCUCCCACUUCCUUCAAGAAUUUGGGGAGGAAUAUUUUGAAGCGACAGAUGAUGGGGACGUCAAGGAGGUGGAGAAGAGGAGAAGGAAUCUUCAAAGAUAUAAAAUUGUUCUCAACUCAAAAAGCAAUGAAGAAGCUUUGGCUAAUUUUGCAAAAUGGGAACCGCGUCACGGCCAGUUUAGAUUUAGGCAUCCAUGGAAACAAUACCUUGCCGUGGCUGCAUUACUUCGGCAGUGUGCCUACCGGAUUGAUGCCUUGAAUUCAUACAUCAACUCAGAUUUUCAGAUCCCAACGGACGUAAAAAAGAAAUUGGAAGAACCAUUAAGAAGAAUGAGCUCGGAGUCAGGAAAAUCAAUGAAAGAAGCGUCAAUUUCAUUAAAGAAAAUGAGAAAAUCAUCAUCUUAUGAUAUCCAUGUGGACCAUGUCUUAAACUCACAAUCUGCAUGCAAAGAUCUUACUACUUUACUCAAAUCAGGCAUCUUGAACGAUGUUGAGCCUCUACAUAUGAUCGCAUUAACGACCACAGUCUCUCUGCUCAUUGAUAUUGUAAACUUAACCGAAAAGGUAUCAGAAUCCGUACAUGAACUCGCAUCCGCUGCAAGAUUUAAGAACAAGAAAAAAUCGACCGUGUCAUCCGAGAAGUCAGAUUCUGUAAGCACUGUUCGUGCAAUGCCAAUCAAAUCUCAAGAUGAUCAUGUUGUCACAAUCUUAUGUGAUGAUGAUAUGUCACACACUGUCGACCAGUCACGUGGAGAGAGUUCCGUGGACUCUUGUCACCAUGUCGCCAUAGAGAUUGAUGAUGAUGAUUCAGUCCAUGAAAAACAUGAAGAUGGUGAAAUGCAUGAACAUACGAGUUGUGUAUCAUGUGGUCAGACCAAUGCUAGUGAUGUUUUAGAUAGUGAUAAUAAGAGAACUAGUUAUAACUAGCUAUUUAUUAUAGGAUUUAGAGGACUAGUCGGUGAAUAUUAUUAAAUAAAGUUCUUUUGAACAAGAGUUCGUUUUGGAUC
This is a messenger RNA of Brassica napus (rape), 1704 nucleotides long. RefSeq names its product aluminum-activated malate transporter 2-like. Gene Ontology annotation, cellular component: plant-type vacuole membrane. The transcript has 6 exons. NCBI's taxonomy places the organism in Eukaryota, Viridiplantae, Streptophyta, Magnoliopsida, Brassicales, Brassicaceae. The record is from RefSeq and is a predicted model, not a curated record. Bases 101 to 1624 code for a protein of 507 amino acids. Gene Ontology annotation, biological process: malate transport.